UUUUGUCUGUGCGGAAGCGGUGGUUCUGUGCUUAGCAAUAGACAUGGUCCAGGAAGGAUACAUAUGUCAUAAACUCUGAAUAUCGUUUCGUAUGAAUAGUUAUGUUAAUUGUCGAGGUGCCGACACAUUGAAUGAUCAGUAGGAUGACUUAUUUAGCAGAGUGGGACUGAACAUUCUAGUGAGCUAGCGAGAGCUGCAGUGCAAUGCAAAGCAAAGCAUAGUGAACAAGGUAAUGUUGUUGUGAAGGGAAUUUAGCUUCUAACUAACUAGCUAAUUCAUUACAAAGCGGAUAAUGAUGGUUGGUGACUCGCUGUGAAUAAGUGAAGUCCAUAGUAUAAAAGAGGAAAGCAUGGCGUUUUCAGGGCAAAAAGCCCUCUCUCAACUGAUGAGAAUGCACACGUUGCUGAGUUUUGCACUUGUGAUGCGGCUACUGCUGGUCGGGUUUGGGAUUUAUCAGGACAGAACAAUGAUCGUGAAAUACACAGAUAUCGAUUACCAUGUGUUUACAGAUGCGUCAAGAUACCUCACUCAGGGUGAGUCUCCGUACAACAGGUCCACUUAUCGCUACACUCCCCUUCUAGCCUGGAUGCUGACCCCCAACAUCUACCUGACGUUCGUCUUCGGGAAGCUGCUGUUCGUGGCGUGCGACGUGCUAACGGGCGUGCUCAUCCAGCGGCUGCUCCUGCUGCGCGGCCUCUCGACGGAGGCGGCCGGCCUCCACAGUGCCCUCUGGCUGCUGAACCCGCUCCCCGCGGGCGUGUCCACGCGCGGGAACGCCGAGUCCCUGCUGUCGGCGCUGGUGCUGGGGACGUUGUUGUGUCUGGAGCGGAGACGGACGCUGGCCGCCGCCCUGCUCUACGGACUGGCCGUGCACAUGAAGAUCUACCCGGUGACGUACGCGCUGCCCAUCGCCCUGUCCCUGCAGGCGAGGGAGCCGGGAGGGGGCCCGUCCGGCGGGAAGAGGAGCGGGACGCUCUGGCCGUUUGUCCGCAGGCUGUUGAACAGAGACCUCCUGAUGUUCGCCUUCGUCUCUGGAGGGCUUUUCUGUGGACUCACUCUAGUGUUCUAUCGCAUGUACGGCUGGGAAUUCCUCCACGAGACCUACCUGUACCACCUGACCCGGCGCGACAUCCGGCACAACUUCUCGCCGUACUUCUACCUGCUGUACCUGACGGCGGAGAGCGCAUGGAGCCCGGCGCUGGGCGUAGCUGCCUUCCUGCCCCAGGCCGCGCUGCUGCUCCUGACCUCGCUGGCCUUCCACGCUGACCUGGUCCUCUGCUGCUUCCUCAACACCGCCAUCUUCGUCACCUUCAACAAAGUCUGCACCUCGCAGUACUUCCUGUGGUACCUGUGUCUGUUGCCGCUGGUUAUUCCCCACCUCACUUUGUCUCUCAAGAAAGGAGUUGGGAUGCUGGCGCUCUGGUUUGCUGGACAGGCCAUUUGGCUGGCUCCAGCGUACUACCUGGAGUUUGAGGGAUGCGACGCGUUCCUCCUCAUCUGGCUCGCUGGACUGCUCUUCCUCAGUAUCAACACUUACAUCAUGGUCACAAUCAUCUCCCAUUACAGGCCACUGUCUAUCAAGAAGAGGCCCAAAACGGACUGAAUUGUCAGAGAAAAAGAUGUUUGGUUGGAGUUGUCACUACAUAGAGAGAAACGGACGUUUGGUGCUCGGACUGAGUUGUCACCACAUGCAAAGAAACAGACCUUUGGUUCUGUGUUUGUUCCCUUGUGGGCCUGUGCCUUUUGUGGUGCUCCGCAGAUCUAAAAAUGGAGUGGCUUACACAUUUGGCUGCAAACAACUAGGUCAUGCCCUCGAUGACCCUGAUGGUGCAGUACAAGGAAUAACCAGUAGAUGGCACACUGUUCACAAGAGUGAGGCUAUUCAUGCACUUAUUAGUACAUUCAGGAUGUAAACAAUAACAUCACGGAGAGGGAAGACAACAAGCAGCAGUGUGCAUGGACUUGCGUGUUGUUCCGGCUCAAAACUCUUCUCUGUUUCUCUCUGUACAUUGGGCCCGGUGUAAAACUGGCUGAAUAACCUCUUUGAGAUGUUCUGAUAGAGAUGAACGGAAUGGCGUGGACAUGAGGGGAUGAUGGGUCUGAACAGAAGGAUAUUAAGGUGUUCUGCUGGAGAGAGAACGUGUGUGUUGAAGAGAGAGGGGCCCUAGAGAUGCAGGGCUGAAAGAAAUCCAAAAUACAUUUUAGCACCAAAUAUAUUUAACCACAUAAACUGAGUUAGUCAGAUGAAGGCCCUUCGUCAGAUCAAGCUCUUGACUACUGCCCCUUAAAGUGCUGUUCCGGAAGCGUCCACUAAGGGGCAGUGGCUGCCCAGUGAAGGUCUUGAGCAGAGCUGCAUAUCCUUGCAUGCCCUCCGGGGUACUCGGGGCAGUACAGCGUGAGGGCAACUCCAAACAAACAGUAAUGGAGACUGCUUCUGCUGCUUUUCUGCCCCGCUGGAGGUUAGGACCAGAUAAGUCCCUCUAUUUUGGGCGGCCAGUUGGAGCGGUCCAGAGGAAUCAUCUCCUCUAGAGUCGACUUGUGCAACCUUUUGACCCAAAACUCUGUACGCGCCUGGGUGCCCUGCUGUAAAGAAAAGGUCUUGGGGGAAAUAAAUCAUAGGGACUGGUC
This is a messenger RNA of Alosa sapidissima (American shad), 2628 nucleotides long. RefSeq names its product phosphatidylinositol glycan anchor biosynthesis, class M (gene pigm). Gene Ontology annotation, biological process: GPI anchor biosynthetic process. NCBI's taxonomy places the organism in Eukaryota, Metazoa, Chordata, Actinopteri, Clupeiformes, Clupeidae. Gene Ontology annotation, cellular component: glycosylphosphatidylinositol-mannosyltransferase I complex; membrane. The coding region runs from base 350 to 1603 and encodes 417 amino acids. Gene Ontology annotation, molecular function: alpha-1,4-mannosyltransferase activity; GPI mannosyltransferase activity. The transcript has 5 exons. The record is from RefSeq and is a predicted model, not a curated record.